GUGUUCCAGUUUAUCAACGAAUGGAAACCACAUGUGGAUGCCAUUACGCCUAACCUUCGCACAAGGUCAAUCCCAUCAUACACACCCCCACUGAGUUACCGGCAGCCAGCUUACGCUUACGCCCACAAGUUCCACUCACCGGAGCGCGCCUGGAGGACGCAUACUCAGUCAUAGCGGCAGUUCAUGUUCCACAAUCUACAGCAACAAUGGCGAGCAUUUUAGUAUUGCGCUCUGUGCGUGUAUACCCCCUGCUGCAUUCAUCGGCGCCGACAGCAAAGCACAUACAGCAAAAAAAUAACUUGUUCGGUUUCUCAUCGCAUUGUCCGACGCUCGCGUUCAGUAGCAAAUCAGCCAGCCAAGCCGGAAGCUCGAUAGAGUCGCUCUCGUCUGGAUUUAAGUUUCUGAAAUUUAAAAGUUCUUGUUCAAAAGAAAGCAACAUGACCAUCAAGUCGAUUAAAGCACGUCAAAUCUACGACUCGCGUGGCAACCCCACCGUCGAGGUCGAUCUGACCACUGACUUGGGCCUGUUCCGGGCUGCCGUACCCUCCGGUGCCUCGACAGGCGUGCAUGAAGCUCUGGAGCUGCGCGAUAACGACAAGGCCAACUACCACGGCAAGUCCGUGCUGAAGGCCGUUGGCCAUGUGAACAACACGCUCGGCCCCGAAGUGAUCAAGGCUAAUCUGGAUGUGACAGACCAGGCGGCCAUCGAUAAUUUCAUGAUCAAGCUGGAUGGAACCGAGAACAAGAGCAAGUUCGGCGCCAAUGCCAUUCUGGGCGUAUCUUUGGCCGUGGCCAAGGCUGGUGCUGCCAAGAAAAAUGUGCCGCUGUACAAGCACAUUGCAGAUCUGGCUGGCAACAAGGAGAUCAUUCUGCCUGUGCCCGCCUUCAACGUGAUCAACGGCGGUAGCCAUGCUGGUAACAAGCUGGCCAUGCAGGAGUUCAUGAUCCUGCCAACCGGUGCCACCAGCUUCACCGAGGCCAUGAAGAUGGGCUCCGAGGUGUACCAUCACCUGAAGAACGUCAUCAAGGCUAAGUUCGGCUUGGAUGCUACCGCAGUAGGUGAUGAGGGUGGCUUCGCCCCCAAUAUUCAGUCCAACAAGGAGGCUCUCUGCCUCAUCAACGAUGCUAUCGCAAAGGCUGGAUACACUGGCAAGAUCGAGAUCGGCAUGGAUGUUGCCGCCUCCGAGUUCUUCAGGGAUGGUCUGUAUGAUUUGGAUUUCAAGAACCCACAAAGUGAUAAGGCGCAAUGGCUAACACCAGAGAAACUGGCUAACUUGUACCAGGAGUUCAUCAAGGACUUCCCCAUCGUGUCCAUCGAGGAUCCCUUCGAUCAGGAUCACUGGGAUGCCUGGACCAAUCUGACAUCCAACACCAAGAUACAGAUUGUCGGUGACGAUUUGACAGUCACAAACCCAAAACGCAUUGCCACCGCCGUUGAGAAGGGCGCCUGCAACUGUCUGCUGCUGAAGGUCAACCAGAUUGGAACAGUGACAGAGUCUAUUCAGGCUCAUCUGCUGGCCAAGAAGAAUGGCUGGGGAACUAUGGUCUCUCAUCGUUCCGGUGAAACCGAGGACUCCUUUAUUGGUGACCUUGUUGUUGGUCUUUCCACAGGCCAGAUCAAAACUGGCGCUCCCUGCCGCUCCGAGCGUCUGGCCAAAUACAACCAAAUACUGCGUAUUGAGGAAGAGAUCGGCCAGGGCGUUAAAUUCGCCGGAAAGAGCUUCAGAAAACCACAAUAAAUAUCGUCACUUAUUAAUUCCAACAACACCAAGCACCCAAUCGAAUGAAAACCACGGCGGCAAGCUAAGUGAGAGGUGUCAAUUUGGUGUACGUGUUCGUCAACCUUUACAUUUGUGUCUGGCGCACAAAGUUACCAAUUUAAAAAACCCAAAUAUUGCUUCGUUUUUAGACACUAUUAUUACUGUUACCAUCUAUCUCUACUCAUUAUUUAUAUACGUAUAUAUGGGCUACAAGUAGAUUUCUAAUCAGUCGUGACGGCUCUUUAGCCAAUAUCAUUGUGAAAAUUUUACAUAGAUUGACCUCUUCUCCCCACCAUUGUAACGUUGGUUGAGGAAUAAAAUGAAAUCAUCAACUCAAUAAAAAAGCGAAUAAAGAUCACAUGUUCUAGAAGCCGA
This is a messenger RNA of Drosophila montana, 2135 nucleotides long. RefSeq names its product enolase (gene Eno). Lineage: Eukaryota; Metazoa; Arthropoda; Insecta; Diptera; Drosophilidae. Gene Ontology annotation, molecular function: magnesium ion binding; phosphopyruvate hydratase activity. Gene Ontology annotation, cellular component: phosphopyruvate hydratase complex. Gene Ontology annotation, biological process: glycolytic process. The transcript has 3 exons. Bases 207 to 1739 code for a protein of 510 amino acids. The record is from RefSeq and is a predicted model, not a curated record.